This is a messenger RNA of Caenorhabditis remanei, 600 nucleotides long. RefSeq lists its product as uncharacterized. The transcript has 6 exons. Bases 1 to 600 code for a protein of 199 amino acids. The record is from RefSeq and is a predicted model, not a curated record. NCBI's taxonomy places the organism in Eukaryota, Metazoa, Nematoda, Chromadorea, Rhabditida, Rhabditidae.
AUGUCUGUCGAUCUAACCCGUUCAAAUAUGUUGUCGACGGACCCCAUGUACAAUAAGCCAAUAGGGCUCCUCCAGACGGAGAUUUUAAGGCUCCGGGAGGAGAACGAGAAGUUGGCGAUGGCUAACCACUCGGCCAACGCCCAAAAUGAGGGGCUCCACAUCAUCAACCAAUUGGUUAAAUUGGAUGCCGAGCACGGGCGCCUCCGCGACCGCCACGCCGGGCUCGCCGUUGACGAUUUUUGGGCGGAGCAAUUGUCCGAGGAGCGCGCCCGAAGAGACGUCAUCCGGCUCGAGGCGUUCCGCCUUCGAGCGGAACUGGCCGCCACCCAGGCUCUCCUCGAGAAGGAGAGAGCCGACGCCCGCCGCGCCGAUGAAAUAUUGAAAGUUUUCAUCGGAACGCACGACCGAGUGCUCGAGGAGGACAACCAGCCCGAGCACCGCUCAGAUCGCAUGAUCUACGGAGACGAUGGGGAACGCCGCAUGCACAAGUGCGGUGUUGGCCGUCGGGAGGCUUGGUUCCGGAUGGCCCGGGAUAUGAAGGACGACGGCAACCUGUUCGUCAGUUGCGGCGUCUGUGGCGACGGCAAACACAUAUUUUAA